ACAGCACUGCUUCCCUCGUCCUUUUCAGGUAGACGCAGUUCUACAAAGAGCAAUCCUUACCAGACCCCUCUUUCAGGUGAAACAACCGCCUCACCCCAUUCCAGUGUGAGAAACACAUUCUUGAUGACAUCACAGGUGCCAAAAAUGACAACAUCCACAGACUCCACUCCAGGAACCAAAGAAGAAACAUCAACAAUUGGAAGUAAAAACACUGCCCUAGUCACCUCAGCAGGCUCAAUAACAGCUAUACUAGAGGGACAAUCAACAGCAACUUCGAGAACCUCCAAUCAGGAAAUAUCAGCUUCAUCUCAGAACCACCAGACUCAUGGCACGGAGACCACCAGGGAAGCUCAAACCACCACCCUUACCCAGAUGUCCACAUCACCUCUUUCAUCCCCCCCAAGUGUACACAAUGUGACAGCAACUGUUUCUCAGAAGACAGCACCUCCAGGCGAAACAAUCACCUCAUCCCCUGCCAGUGUCACCAACACGUCCAUGACGACACCAAAGGUGACAAGCUUCACAGACUCCACUCUUGGAAACAUAGGGGAGACAACAACACCUGUUACUGAAAGUCUCAGGCCAGUCACUUCAGCAGGCUCAGUAACAGGUGAGUCAGAAGGACAAUCAGCAGAAGCUUCCUCAAGGUCUUCUAUCCAGGGCACAACAGCUUUUUCUCAGAACCAGCAGACUCAGAGCACAGAGACCACCAGAGAAUCUCAAACCAGUGCCCUCACACAGAUGAUUACAUCAACUCUUUCCUCCUCCCCACGAGUACACAACGUGACAGGGACUGUUGCUCAGGAGACAUCCCCUCCAGCUGAAAAAAACAUCUCAUCUCUUUUCAGUGUCAGCAAUACACCCAUGAUAUCGAAGACUAGAACAAUGACAGCCUUUACAGAGUCCACUUUUAAUAACACUGAGGAGACAUCAACACCUGCAACUGAAAGUCCUACUCCAGUCCCCUCAGCAGCCUCUGUAACAGUUGAGCCAGAAGGACAAUCAACAGCAGUUUCCUCAAAGACCUCUGCCCGGGACAUAUCAGCCUUUUCUCAGAACCGCCAGACUCAGAGCAUGGAGACCACCAGAGAAGCUCAAACAAGCAUGGUCACGCAAAUGUCCACAUUAACUCUUUCGUCCUUCCCGAGUGUAUACAACGUGGCAGGGGCUGUUUCUCAGGAGACAUUCCCUUCAGGUGAAACAAACACCUCAUCUUCUUCCAGUGUCAGCAACACACCCAUAAUGACAUCAAAGACUAGAACAAUGACGGCCUUUACAGAUCCCACUUUUAACAACACCAAGGAGACGUCAGCACCUGGAAGUGGAGGUCACACUCCAGCCUCGAAGACCACACGAGAAUCCCAAGCCACAAGGUCCAUCUCCCCCGUGACUGACAGCCUCAAGACAGCCACCACCCCAGCUUCUUCCUUCACAGCCAGCGGACACUCGCCCUCAGAAAUUGUUCCUCAGGACGCAUCCACCGUAAGUGCCACAACAACCUUCACCCCAGCCCCCACCAGGGUUGGGCACACAGCCCAGGCCCCAACCACAGCACUGCAGGCGGCACCCAGCAGCCCUGGCGCCACCCUGGGGCCCUCAGGAGGCACAUCGCUUUCCAUCACAGGUGCCAUUCCUCCGACCACCUCUGUGGUGUCAACACCAGUGGGCGCAGAAGGACGAUGGACAUCAGCCUCUGCCAGCACGUCACCCAACACAGCACCAGCUAUCACCCAAACCCACCAGGCUCGGGGCACAGAGGCCUCUGGAGAAACACAGACCAGCCAACCGGCCUCCUCAGGGUCAGGCACCAUCGCAGCGGGCACAGCUACCCCUUCCUCAUCCAGGACGAGUGGCACAACACCUUCAGGAAGCCACGGAAUGUCCACCUCAGGCGAGACCACGCCACUCUCACCAAGACCCUCCAGGGACACUCACACCCCCCAGUCAACAAGCGAAUUGCAGUCCGCCUCAGCCAGUCCUGACGUCACCCCAGGAACGGGGUCCCCAUCAGCCAGUCCUGACGCCACCCCAGGAACGGGGCCUUCCUCAGCCAGUCCUGACACCACCUCGGCAAGCGUGGGAACGGGGUCCCCCUCAGCCAGUCCUGAUGCCACCUUGGCAAGCGCGGGAACGGGGUCCCCCUCAGCCAGUCCUGAUGCCACCUUGGCAAGCGCGGGAACGGGGUCCCCCUCAGCCAGUCCUGAUGUCACCCCAGGAAUGGGGUCCCCCUCAGCCAGUCCUGACACCACCUCGGCAAGCACGGGAACGGGGUCCCCCUCAGCCAGUCCUGAUGCCACCCCAGGAACGGGGUCCCCCUCAGCCAGUCCUGACAUCACCCCGGCAAGCGUGGGGACGGGGUCCGCCAUGGUCCCCUCUUCCCCCGCCCUGUCCCAGGUCCCCACCGCAGGGGCACCGCCAGGACAGGCCGGCCCCACCUCCCCCAGCCCCUCUCCUCGGGAGACGUCCGCCGUUUCCCAGGUGGCGCGGACUCAGGGGACAGGGGCCGGCCGAGGGUCUAACUCCGUCGGCUUGGUGUCCCCGGCGACCCCAGGUACCCCGCGCCAUGUCGCGUCUCCUGCUCCCUCCACCGUGGUCUCCAGCAGGCAGGGCCCUGCGGCCACAAGCCGGAGCUGGGUCGUCCACGAGACCGCAGGGGCGGCGGUCCUGACCCCGGUCCACGCCGGCCACGACGCCCUGACUGUGGCCACUGGGGCACCCGCAUCCUCAGUGGGUGUGUCAGGCAUGCCCAGCUCUGAACACCCUCCAGCCGCACAAGGGGCGUCCCCCGCGACCAACCCCACCCCCAGGUCCACGCAUAGGAGCUCCACAUCCAAGUACAGCGACGCAGCAGGUGCCACGCCGACGCCCUCUAUGUCCUCGGUCCACAGCACCCUGGAAACUUCCGCAGCAUCACAGCACCCCGAGGGCGCGUCUCCCACUCCACCAGCAUCACAGCACCCCGAGGGCGCAUCUCCCACUCCACUGCCAUCUCAGCACCCCGAGGGCGCGUCUCCCACUCCACCAGCAUCUCAGCACCCCGAGGGCGCGUCUCCCACUCCACCAGCAUCUCAGCACCCCGAGGGCGCGUCUCCCACUCCACCGCCAUCACAGCACCCCGAGGGCGCGUCUCCCACUCCACCAGCAUCUCAGCACCCCGAGGCACCUCAGCACCCCGAGGGCGCAUCUCCCACUCCACCACCACCUCAGCACCCCGAGAGCGCAUCUCCCACUCCACCAGCAUCUCAGCACCCCAAGGGCGCAUCUCCCCCUCCAUCAGCAUCUCAGCACACCGAGGGCGCGUCUCCCACUCCACCGCCAUCACAGCACCCUGAGGGCGCAUCUCCCACUCCACCAGCAUCUCAGCACCCCGAGGGCGUGUCUCCCACUCCACCACCUCAGCACCCCGAGGGCGCGUCUCCCCCUCCACCACCAUCCCAGCACCCCGAGGGCGCGUCUCCCACUCCACCGCCAUCUGGAGACGCGGCUCCCUCCCGUCACGCAAGCCCCGCUCGGACCACACUGAGUUUCUCUACCUCCCGCAGCCACUCCGCAUUCUCUCCAGCAGCCCCUGGCCCUGCUGCCAUGCCCAGCUCCACCACGCGCUUCACAGGCCACGCCACCCGGCCUCCUGCCACCAGUACCUCCUCGGCAUCCACAGCGUCCCCGGGCCCAGCUUUGAAGACGGAAACACCUGGAAUGACGACAGCCUCCCUGAAGACAGACCGUGGGAGAAGCACAGCCGCAUCACUGCCCCCAGCGGCCUCCCGAACCAUCACCUCCGCCAUUCCCAACACAUCCACAGCUGCCCCCGUCCCCAUCCCGUCUGAGAAAGGAGUUUCCCUCCUCCCCUACGGGUCGGGCGCUGGGGACCUGGAGCUCGUCAGGAGGACUGUGGACUUCACCUCCCCACUCUUCAAGCCCCUGACUGGCUUUCCCCUCGGCUCCUCUCUCCGGGAUUCCCUCUACUUCACAGACAACGGCCAGAUCAUCUUCCCAGAGUCAGACUACCAGAUUUUCUCGUACCCAAACCCGCUCCCAACAGGCUUCACAGGCUGGGACCCUGUGGCCCUGGUGGCUCCGUUCUGGGAUGAUGCCGAUUUCUCCGGUGGUCGGGGGACCAUAUUUUACCGGGAAUACGAGACGCUCUACGGUGAAGCCAGCCCGCUAGUCCUGCAGACCGAGUCUUGGAUUAGAAAGAUCACAAACAACGGGCACUACAAGGCCAGGUGGACCCUAAAGGUCACGUGGGUCGGUGCCCAUGCCUAUCCUGCGCAGUGGAGCCUCGGGACCAACACCUACCAGGCUGUGCUCUCCACGGACGGGAGCAGGUCCUAUGCCCUGUUUCUCUACCAGAGUGGUGGGAUGCAGUGGGACGCGGCCCGGCACGCAGGCAGCCCGGUGCUCAUGGGCUUCUCCAGCGGAGAUGGCCAUUUCGAAAACAGCCCACUGAUGUUCCAGCCAGUGUGGGAGAAGUAUCGCCCUGACAGGCUCCUGAAUUCUGACUUAGGCCUCCGAGGGCUGCAGUUCUACAGGCUGCACAGGGAAGAGAGGCCCAACUACCGCCUCGUGUGCCUGCAGUGGUUGAGGAGCCAGCCUCAGCGGCCCAGCUGGGGCUGGAACCAGGUCUCCUGCCCUUGUUCCUGGCAGCAGGGACGAUGGGACUUACGAUUCCGACCUGUCAGCUUAGGUCGGGGGGCCCCCGGCAGCAGGCAGCUCUGCGGCUUCACCUCCUGGCGAGGAGGCGUGUGCUGCAGCUAUGGGCCCUGGGGAGAGCUUCGUGAAGGCUGGCACGUGCAGAGUCCUCGGCAGUUCGGUGCCCAGGAACUGGAGCCGCAGAGCUGGUGCUGCCGCUGGAAUGACAAGCCCUACCUCUGUGCCCUGUACCAGCAGAGGCGUCCCCGAGUAGGCUGCGCUUCGUAUCGGCCCCUGCGGCCCGCCUGGAUGUUCGGGGACCCCCACAUCACCACCUUGGACGGUGUGAAUUACACCUUCAAUGGGCUGGGGGACUUCCUGCUGGUCCAGGCCCAGGACGGGAACUCCUCCUUCCAGCUGCAGGGCCGCACCACCCAGACCGGCUCAGCCCAGGCCACCAACUUCAUUGCCUUUGCCGCUCAGUACCGCUCCAGCAGCCUGGGGCCCGUCACGGUUCAGUGGCUCCUUGAGCCUCAUGACAGAAUUCGGGCGGGUCUGCCGUCCGACCUGGCUUCGUUUCAGCUGCCUCCCCGUGCUCCAGGCCCGGAGACGUUCAGCGCCCCCGGAGUCCUGCUGAGCCGCAGCGGCCCCGAGGUCUCGGCCAGCUUCGACGGCUCCGCCGCGGUCUCAGUGACCGCGCUCUCCAGCGCCCUCCACGCCUCCGCCAGCCUCCCGCGGGAGUACCGGGACCGCACCGAGGGCCUCCUGGGGAUCUGGAAUGACAACCCGGAAGACGACUUCAGGAUGUCCAACGGCUCCGCCAUUCCCCUGAGCAGCUCUGAGGCCACGCUUUUCCGCUAUGGAAUGACCUGGGAGAUCAACAGGACAGGCCUCCUCGGGGACAGGAACGACCCGCUGCCCCCCGGCUUCAGCCCUGUUUUCUACGACCAGCUGCAAACCAACAGCUCCCUGGAUGAAGAUUUGAUCUCCAGCUGCAACGGAGACAGAGCCUGCAUCUACGACGCCCUCGCCACGCGCAGCGCAGGCGUUGGACUUCACACCCUGGCGCUCCGUAAAACCUACGAGCGGGUGAACGCCACCGUCAAUCAGUACCCGCCCUCCAUCGAGGGUAGCCCUGUGGUUGAAGCCUACAAGGGGCAGACCGUGCUGAUUCAGUACACCAGCAAUGCUGAGGAUGUCACCUUCAUGCUCAGAGACAAUUGUACCGACUUUAAGCUCUUCGAGAAUGGGACAUUGCUGUGGACACCCAAGUCGCUGGAGCCAUUCUCUCUGGAGAUUCUAGCAAGAAGUGCCAAGACGGGCUUGUCCUCUGCACUCCAGCCCAGGACCACGGUCUGCCACUGCAGUGCAAAGAGCCAGUGUUUGUACAACCAGACCAGCAGGGUGGGCAGCUCCUCCCUGGAGGUGGCUGGCUGCAAGUGUGACAGGGGCACCUUCGGCCGCUACUGCGAGCGCUCUGCGGACGCCUGUGAGGAGCCGUGCUUUCCAAAUGUCAGCUGCGUUCCUGGGAAGGGCUGUGAGGCCUGCCCUCCAGGCCUGACUGGGGAUGGGCGGCACUGUGCCGCUCUGGGCAGCUCUCCCCUCUGUCGGAACCAGUCCUGCCCUGUGAAUUACUGCUACAAUCAAGGCCACUGCUACAUCUCCGAGGCUCUGGGCUGCCAGCCCUCGUGCACCUGCCCCCCAGCCUUCACCGACAGCCACUGCCUCCUGGCUGGAAACAACUUCACUCCGACUGUCAGCCUGGAACCUCCCCUAAGAGUCAUCCAGCUCUUGCUCAGCGAAGAGGAAAAUGCCUCCAUGGCAGACGUCAACGCCUCGGUGGCAUACAGACUGCGGACCCUGCACGUGCGGGCCUUUCUCUACAACAGCGAAGUGAACCCAAUCGAUUCCCCAGCACCGGCCUCAGAAAGCCCCGUUCAAUACUGGACGGUCACCUCGCAGUUCCAGUACCGCCCUGGGGGCCCUGUCAUCCACUUCCUGAACAACCAGCUGCUGGCCGCCGUGGUGGAGGCGUUCUUACACCGGCAGGUUCCACAGAGGCGUGAGGAGCCCAGGAGCGACGUGGUCUUCCAGCCCCUCUCCAGGGAAGACGUGCGUGAUGUGACGGCCGUGAACGUGAGCAUGCUGAGGGCUUACUUCACAUGCAGUGGCUACAAGGGCUAUGAGCUGGUUUACGACCCCCAGAGCGGUUUCACCUGUGUGUCCCCGUGCAGUAGGGGCUACUGUGACCAAGGAGGCCAGUGCCAGCACCUACCCAGCGGGCCCCACUGCAGCUGUGUGUCCUUCUCCAUCUACACGGCCUGGGGUGAGCGCUGUGAGCACCUGAGCAUGAAACUCGAAGCGUUCUUCGGGAUCUUCUUUGGGGCCCUCGGUGCCCUCUUGCUGCUGGGGUUCGGGACGUUUGUGGUCCUGCGCUUCUGGGGUUGCUCCAGGACCAGAUUCUCCUAUCCUCUGGACACGGAAAGCUGAGGCAUCACCUUGAAGGGGCAGCUGUGGCCUAGGAUACCUCAAGACCCACCCCGUCCUCACCACACACCUAAGAUGCCAUUGCUUUUGAGACUGGAAAAGGGAAGGUGACUGAAGACUGCUGGGAUUCUUCGAGGAGAAUGAAUACUGGGCCUCAAGACAAGACUGUGCCUUGUGGGUAGGCGCAGGGGCACACGGGGGGCCAUAAGGACCAAACGUGCAUGGAUGGGUCCUCACACGGACACACCCACACCCACAGGAGGACACUGGCCUGCGCACA
Cebus imitator (Panamanian white-faced capuchin) is the source of this 7399-nucleotide messenger RNA. It is a transcript of the gene MUC4, whose product is annotated as mucin 4, cell surface associated. Bases 124 to 7122 code for a protein of 2332 amino acids. Gene Ontology annotation, biological process: cell-matrix adhesion. NCBI's taxonomy places the organism in Eukaryota, Metazoa, Chordata, Mammalia, Primates, Cebidae. The transcript has 26 exons. The record is from RefSeq and is a predicted model, not a curated record.